Messenger RNA from Epithele typhae, 906 nucleotides. RefSeq lists its product as uncharacterized. NCBI's taxonomy places the organism in Eukaryota, Fungi, Basidiomycota, Agaricomycetes, Polyporales, Epitheliaceae. The coding region runs from base 1 to 906 and encodes 301 amino acids. The record is from RefSeq and is a predicted model, not a curated record. The transcript is spliced from 11 exons.
AUGUCGUCCGACAGUGAUGCGGCCGCGGAGAUCGCUGCCUUUGUUGAGUUCUUUGACAGUCUGCAUGUCAAUGGCUCUAACACCGUACGGAUCGGAGCGCAGCUUUGUCGGGAGUUGCUGUACCUUCGCGGCCAUGAGUACGUGCUUCAAAUCCGAUGGUUCAAACCGUUCCUCGCGUACGACUACUCCCUUACGUUCGCUAAGGAGAUCGACUUGUUCUGGAUGCGCAAACCAACAGGGGCCUCCAUGCUCUUCUUCGUCAACCGAUAUGUGCCGCUCAUACUGCACGUCUAUGAGAUCGUGUCCGGUUUUGUACCUUUGGAUGACAGGAGUUGUCUAAACAACGUUCUCGCGACGCAAGCGAUCACGGUCUUUCAGUACCUCCCCUGGGCUGUGCCUGUGGCGCUUAACUUGUUUCGCGGGCCCAGAAAUCUGACCGCCGACGUCUAUCUUUGGAUCUCCCUCAGUUUCUCGAUCACAUCUCGAGGGAGUACUAUUGCGGCGGAUGCAAUUGUCAUCAUCGCCACAUGGGUUGCAACAUAUGGGACAACGAAGUUGUUCCACGAGCACGAGGUCAUGGCGCGGUCACUUUCUCACACGUUACAGCAUGAUGGAACGAUCUACUUCUUCCCUCUGAGUUAUGUUACGCUUUUCACCGAACCGGGGUUGCAAGACAGCCUUGCCACGAGUGUUGGCAUGGGUCCUGCCAAUCCGCAGGGCACGCUCCAGUUCGCCCACGUAGUCGGGUCGAUGGGCUCUGCGAUAUCGUACAGCGAGGAACCACGCAAGAUGAUCCCUCGGACGAGAUCGAGCUUGAUCCAAAAUGGCGUGAGAGCCACGUGGGAGACGGGGAAGGUGCGGGAUUCGCGUUGUGACAUGUUUUCAAGGCUGUUUGAGAGGAAUUAG